CUGAGUGUGUAUGAGAAAAAUGUUUUAAUUAACAUUCACGUAUGAUUCUGACUCUUGGCAUCAUCGGUGAUGUAAUGCAGACGUGUUAUACAGACAUCCAGCCUCCGGCGGUUCCAGGUCGGCUAUGUACCCGGCGAGCAGUAGCCACGGAUCGCACGGAAAGAUGACACGUCUAUUGUCUACCAAUAGAGAAUAACAGAUGAUGUGUGAUCGUAAGAUAUAUGUAUAGAUGGAUACCAUAGUAAUUCUACUUAAGGAUGCUGGAGUUAUGGACGGUAGUCGAAAGUGACUAGAAUAAACCGUGACAUUUUAUUGGCAACCUCAUAAAAGAUGAUCUUUGGCAACGUCACAAAUACCCAGUCUUUUUUAGAGCCUUUUAAUGGAUGUUAUAUACAGUAUAGUACCUACUGAGGUCAUCAAGUACAACAAAGGGAAACAUGUCAUCAAAUAUUUCUAAAAUCAAGAUCGCUGAAGUGUUUGACAAACCUAAGCAUUUCUUGCUGAAGAGUGAAGUCCACUCUGACCCCGAAGAUUUUGUUGAUUCGGAUUCAGAUAACGAUGACGUCGAUAUACGUUUUUACGUUAGAAGGAACGAAACGAUUAAAGAUACAUUUGACGAGCCAUUCUUAGAACAACCGGAUCCCGAUUUCAUGAUGCCGUCCUGUGUCCGGGAAAUCUUGCGAUCAGAAGGUUUGUCGAGCCAGGUCAUCGACAAGGCUAUCUGGGUAGGAGAGAAGCGUCAUCGCCUUGCCAUGCAUCUUACUGUGCAACAGGAAAAAAAAUGCCAGAGGGCGAAUGAUGGACGGAAGAACGGAAAGAAAUCAGUAAACUCCCUACAACUACCGCGCCUAGACGCAUGUGAUGGCUCACAUCUCCUGAGCUCGUCGGAUCUUUCCCUCAUUUGCCAGGACUGUCGGGACGUCUCGGCGCGUCAACGGAGACGGCACGAACGAGCACGUCCCUGGCAAGACGUUUCCCCCUGCCGAACAGAGAUGUCGGACGCCGAAAGCUCCUCCAAAUCGAAAGAACUGAAGUUUGAGAAGGUGACUUUCUGUCUAACGGAGGCGGAGACGACGCAAUGGAUGUCCGCCCAGCAAAUAGAGCGCAGUUUGGUUGGCAGCGCGUUCGAACCCCCUCGUCUGGUGCUUGUAUCAUCAAAGAUGUCAAAAUGCCAAUACCUACCGAAGGUGCUCUUAGAGGAUAAAACUAUUCUACAUAUUAUAUAUGAUUUUGACACGUGGUCUUUUUGUGAUAUCAUAAAUGCAGUGGAGAAGAAGCUGUCCAGCGUAAAGCCCGGAUGUAAAGCUAAAUCGAUACUUAUACUAUGUCAGGGUGGUCCAGGAUACCUGUAUAUACUCCGUAAAUUCGUCAUUACACCGCAAAAACUGAAGAAAGAAUCCUACAAAGGCGUUAGGGAGUUUUGGAAGGACUUGAGCAGUAUGGUUAGCAAACUGAACCCAGAGGAGUCCAAACUACACAUCUGUGGCUGUGACUUGGCGACAGGUCCCCAGGGAUACGAGGUGAUGAAUAUACUCCAGCGAUUAAUACACCACAACAUGGUCUACAUAGAAAACGCCGUCAGCGGAACACAGGAAGACCAUGAUCUAGUUACGCUGUACUUUAAUAAGAGACGGUACGAUCUAUGGCGGUCAAAACAAGACGACAGUGACGAUGAAAUUGACUUCGACGUGUUGGACGAUAAGGGCGAUGAAACAGAAAGUGUGAUGAGAACAUGGUCAUCAUUGGCCGCAGACGCGAACGACUCAGAUCAAGGCUGACAUAAUGUACUGUUACAAUAAAUUAUAUAUGUAUUA
Molecule: messenger RNA, 1814 nt
Organism: Pecten maximus
Lineage: Eukaryota; Metazoa; Mollusca; Bivalvia; Pectinida; Pectinidae
Product: NMDA receptor synaptonuclear signaling and neuronal migration factor-like
Exons: 10
Coding region: 438-1778 (446 amino acids)
Biological process (GO): regulation of neuron migration; regulation of neuronal synaptic plasticity
Cellular component (GO): cytoplasm; nucleus
Source: RefSeq, a predicted model, not a curated record